AUGCAAGGGGAGCUUCCUCAGUCAAGCUGCGACGCAGGGGUUGCAUUGGCAUUGCAGUCAUUGGGAAUAAGAAUCAACUUCAGAAGCUGCGAAAGCGUGCCUGAAGAUAGCGAAGAAUUGGGACGUGGACCAAACCUCAAGUGUGCUGAUUUAGCCGUUCGGCUCUCCAGGAUCACACCUUACAGAGCUGAAAUAGAAUGGUGCAAGGGAUCCUGUGAUAAGUCUGAUGAGAAACUAGGGGUAGAGCCACUGGAGAUCGCAGAGUAUUAUUGGUCUAAUAUGCACCAUGUCAAGGGUCAUUACUUGACGCAUGGAAGAGAGAGGUGGUUCGAGAUUUUCGACAGGUGGUGGAGGGAGAAGAGGGUUAAUGAGGAGGAGAAUAGUAAGAGAAUCAAAUUUGCAGGUUUGACUCUGGAUUCCUGCUUUUGGGCCAAGGUGGAGGAAGCUAGAGAAUGUGUAGCUAAUGUUAGAAGUAAUUCAAGCUACGAAAAAUUGGAGGAGUUGACAGAAUUGAGAUUGGCGGUACAUCCAUUCUGGACCGCUACACAAUUUCCAAGUCUUAGAGGUGGGGAAGUAGUUCCCUAG
Molecule: messenger RNA, 585 nt
Organism: Prunus armeniaca (apricot)
Lineage: Eukaryota; Viridiplantae; Streptophyta; Magnoliopsida; Rosales; Rosaceae
Source: the annotation of a GenBank genome assembly